Penicillium macrosclerotiorum is the source of this 1923-nucleotide messenger RNA. RefSeq lists its product as uncharacterized. NCBI's taxonomy places the organism in Eukaryota, Fungi, Ascomycota, Eurotiomycetes, Eurotiales, Aspergillaceae. The record is from RefSeq and is a predicted model, not a curated record. Gene Ontology annotation, biological process: regulation of transcription by RNA polymerase II. Gene Ontology annotation, cellular component: nucleus. The coding region runs from base 1 to 1923 and encodes 640 amino acids. The transcript is spliced from 3 exons.
AUGUCGACAGCAGAGCCCCAAUCCUCGGAUUUCGUUCUCUUCCCCCAGUUCCAUCCAUCCUUGCGUACCAAGAUGCUUGCCCUCGAAGCGUCCCGACCCAAGCAAUCCGCAUACUUCCAGCCCAUGACCAUGGAUCCGAGUAUCGUGGAUAUGUUUAACUUCCCGAUGGACAUCCACCCGUACCAGCAGACCGCGGCCGAUUUCUCGCGGGUCCCGCAUUCAUACUUUGACGCCCUACCCAUGUAUACCGACUCGGCGGAGGUCCAGAAGAGCUCCAAUUUCCCGUCAAUGCCGGCGACUCCUCCGCCCAUCCCGACCCAUUCGGCAGAACACCAGAUUCCCACCGGCUCUGCCGCCUCGGGGCCGUCGAUUGCGAGUGCGCCUUCCUCCGCCAUCGGGUCACCGUAUUCCGGAACGGCACAGGUCGUUCACGACAACUGGAUGAACACCAACCAUGGUCUGGGCCUGCCCGCCGCGGUCAUGACUGACCUGUUCCCCAAUGACUACAUGGGAGGUGCGCUGGAUAUGGACGGACUCUACCAGGAAAAAUUCCCGGAUACAUUUGUUGAUCCUUCUCUGAUCCAGCCAGUGCAAUCCGGCCCGGGUUUCACGCCCACCAUCUCCUUUCCGGACCAGACCAAUGGGUCCUACCCUACCGUACCAACAAACUUUCUUCCCCACUCUCCUGCCACCUCUCCCGUUCCUUAUAGCGACUCAAUGGAGCAGUUUUCUGGACCCUCACCAUUGAUGCUGUCCGCUGGCGCAUUCUCCCGACCCGUCUCCGUCUCUGACCGUCGCUCCUCCAUCUCUUCCAUCCCAUCCCGCCGCUCACCGCACAGCCCCGCAUUGAGUAGCGUGGAAGCCGAUGAUGAGGUCAAGGAGAAGGGCCGCUGCCCCCACCCGGACUGCGGCCGCGUAUUCAAGGACCUGAAGGCCCACAUGCUCACCCACCAGUCUGAGCGGCCUGAGAAGUGCCCGAUCGGGACCAUGGUGUGCGGCUUCUGCCCCGGCUCGGGCUCCCCGGCGGAGAAGAGCUUCAAUCGGGCAGAUGUGUUCAAGCGUCAUCUGACCUCGGUGCACGGCGUGGAGCAGACCCCACCGAACUGCCGCAAGCGAAGCCCCACCGCGUCAAGCAAGAAGGGUACCAACUACGGCAGUGACGCCACAGGCAAGUGCUCGACUUGCUCAGCCACCUUCAGCAGCGCGCAGGACUUCUACGAGCACUUGGACGACUGUGUGCUGCGGGUGGUGCAGCAGGAAGAGCCAUCGGAGGCCAUCAACCAGCAGCGACUGGCCGAGGUCGCCGCGGACGAGGAGGUGAAGAAAACGAUGGAGAAGCAUCAAUUGAUGGACGUGGCUGGCCCCGUCGACGCUCUUGACGAUAAUGACUCUCACGACGAAGAUGAUUCCCACGACCUCUCGAGCUGGCGCGCCGGCCGCGGAGCUCCCAAAUCCACAAAGCUCAGCGCCUCAUCCUCCCGUUCGAUCCUCGGCUCCAACAAUGCCGUGUCCAAGCACGGAGGCUCCCGGGCCGUCGUAACCCGACGACGCAACAACCGUGGGAACUAUCCGCAGUCCUGGGGUUGCCCCAAUAGCACCAUGAAGACGAAGAAGCGGGUCCUCUGCGUCUUCGACGGCCCGCGCCGCCUGUGGAAGGACGAGAUGAUGCUCAACAACGAGUUUGAGGUCCGUCUACGCCUACCCGGCGGUGCCGGAGACGGAACCCUGCGCGACGCGUAUGUCACCGACCUCGACGUCGAAACAAUGAAGCGCGUCGAGGGUGUGCACAGCGCCAAUGAGGAAGAGCGCGGGCCAUGGCUUGACAGCCCCUCGACGCAUCUGAUGGGCCAGUCCGCUAUGCGGCUGCCCGACCUGGGCCACUCGCAGGACGAUGAAAUUUCCCUCCAUGAAUUGAUGGCCUGA